This is a messenger RNA of Cydia strobilella, 2582 nucleotides long. It is a transcript of the gene Larp7, whose product is annotated as la-related protein 7. NCBI's taxonomy places the organism in Eukaryota, Metazoa, Arthropoda, Insecta, Lepidoptera, Tortricidae. Gene Ontology annotation, biological process: RNA processing. The transcript is spliced from 8 exons. The record is from RefSeq and is a predicted model, not a curated record. The coding region runs from base 141 to 1820 and encodes 559 amino acids. Gene Ontology annotation, cellular component: nucleus; ribonucleoprotein complex. Gene Ontology annotation, molecular function: RNA binding.
ACUAUAGUAGAGCUCUAACUAAUGAAAUAGUGAAAUAGCCGGUCGACGGUCGACUACCGACUCUACCGUGUGUGCUACCGUGUACUUAUUAGUUAUUAGUGUGAUUCGUGGUGCAAAUACUUUAUAUUCAGUAAAUAAAUAUGUCGGAAUCGGAAACUCCAACUACUACCGAUACUACGACAAAACAUGAGUCCCACGGUAGGAAGAGAGUGCGGCAUCGUAAAAAACUUUUGUAUGAUAAAAUACUCAAGCAAAUGGAGUUCUAUUUCAGUGAUGCAAAUCUCACAAAAGAUAGAUUUCUCGGUGAAUUAAUUAAAACCGACCCAUAUGUGCCUAUAGAAGUCUUUCUAAAGUUCAAUAAGAUUCGCGCCAUAACGCAGGACGUUAUUGAUAUCGCAAAAGCUAUGAAGUUUUCCACAAUUUUGGAGUUAUCAGAGGAUAGGCAGAAGAUAAGAAGAAAAACUCCAGUUGAACUAUAUGACGCAGAAUCCAGGACUGUGUAUGUGGAGUCUAUACCGGUGACCGCCAACCGGGAGUGGCUUGAGAAGGUGUUCUCGGAUUAUGGGCAUAUUGCAUACAUUUCAUUACCCAAGUUCAAAAACUCGCAGAGAAUAAAGGGUUAUGCCUUUAUAGAAUUUGAUAAAACUGAGGAUGCACAUAAUUGCAUAGUGGCAUUCACCAAGAUGGGUUGCAGACUUCCCACGAGCAUGCCACCCGAGGAACUCUCUUCUGUUAAAAUGUUUUCAGUUGAGGAGCCAGAUGAUGUUAAGGUAAAAGAAGAGGUAGACAUAAAGGGAGGAAAGCCAGAUAAGAUAAAAGAAGAGACAGACAUCAAGAAAGAAAAUCCUGAUAAUCCUGUAAAAGAAGAAACUGGCAUUAUGGUGAAAGAACAAGAUAUCAAGGCUAAAGAAGAGGAUGAACCACCUAGGAAAAGAUCAAGGAAAAGUAAAGAUAAAAGGCCCAAAAAUUUAGAACUAAGGCCAGGGCAAGACUCGGAUUCUGAGAAAAGGGAUACUCCUAGUGAUGAGUGCAAAAGUAUAACAACACCAAUAGAUGAUGUGUGCAUAAAAGAAAAACCUAAAGACGAAUUAACUAGCCACGAUGAAUCUAAGGAUGAUGCAGAUUCACCAACUAAGAAGAAAAACAAAAAGUCAGCCAAAAUUAAAAGCAAAACUCCAAACGGCUUAAAUACAAAAGAAGCUCCAAAAGGAGCCCUGUGGGGCCUCCAAGUUUUGCCGAGAUCAGAAUGGAAAGCAUUAAGGAAUAAGUAUUUAACCCUGCAAAGGAAUUAUAUGAAACAAGUGAAGUUCAAUUUGUAUAAUAGGAAGAAUUCCUAUUCAGCUAUACCCGAGCCUGCAACACUUCCAAUGGAAGCUGACACAGCUUUAAAUCCCGGAAAAAUUAUCAGCAGUAAGAAUGUGACACCCCUGGAGAGAAUCACAGGUGUCUUUGUCAGAGAGGUGCUGCCAGAACCAUGCUGCGAUAUCAGGCACACCAAACGAACGGUGCGAAGCAAUAUCCAUGCCCUGCAUGUGGAUGCAAAAGAGGGUCAGUCGGAGAUAAUCAUACGCUUUGAUUCAGCAAAAGCAGCGGACGAAUACUGCGCCAACUCCAGCAACCGCGCCAGCAUUCUGUCGGGCUUGGAGGAGGAGGAGCAGUGGGCGCGCGCGGAGGCGGGGCGGGCGGGGACGCGGCCGCGCGGCCGCGAGCGCCUGCGCGCGCGCCUGCAGCGCUGCGGCGCAGCACCCCCGCCCCCGGGCCCUCCCGAGCCCGCCUCCCCGCAGCCCACGCACACGCACAUCAGAUUCGACGACGAGUAGACACGCUGUUAGUACUGGCGAAACGAUUUUGUCAAUGGUAAAAGGCGACAAAUUUGAAUAAAGUAAGCGCGAAGGAUCGAUCGCCCUUGCAAAUUUUGUACUUCUCACCUUUGUCUUCUGACAAAUCGGUUUGGCGGCCUAUAUUUACAUAGUCUGGCGUAUCAAAAACCCACGGAUUAUGAAUGGUCACAUCUAUUGGGAACACAAAAAUGGUUUGGUUUAAAGGUGCGUUCAGAAACUUAAGCUUUUUUUCUGUUGAAUCUGUGAGCUGUCCAAUGCUUAUGCAUAUAUAUGCAUUUAAGGGUUAAGAUUGGCAUAUUUAUCCAUUUAUCCUCGUCUGUCAGUGGAAAAGCGCGAAAUUGAAAAUCUGUUUGGAAGAUUGACCCUUAGAGCCAAAAUUUUACAAAUUUGCCGCCUUCUACUGAAGUUGUGUACCGGGUACUCGGCCAACUGAAAUAACUUGUUGGUAAUUGUAGAACAGAUUGCAGCAAAGCGGUUUUACUCUUCAAGCAACACCGGCUUCACAACACGCACCGCCAGGCACAGUUAUGCCUAUGCAUACGAAUGCCGACGCCCUUCCUGGUGUUGCUCGAAGGUUUUACUAGAAUACCCAAAAGUGUCACCACUAUUGUUAAACGAAUAUAACUUAUGGUAUAAAUCUUCUCAAAUGAUUUUUACGUCUAAGAAAGACCCUAAUCUGUUACACAAAAGCCAUUGUUUCUUUUCUGCGGGCGGUCGGCUAUUGUGUGCCAUUCUCUCUGA